Epithele typhae is the source of this 1074-nucleotide messenger RNA. RefSeq lists its product as uncharacterized. The coding region runs from base 1 to 1074 and encodes 357 amino acids. The transcript has 8 exons. The record is from RefSeq and is a predicted model, not a curated record. NCBI's taxonomy places the organism in Eukaryota, Fungi, Basidiomycota, Agaricomycetes, Polyporales, Epitheliaceae.
AUGCAGGGACAACGAAACUGCGAGAGCCUAGAGGGCAGCCUGUUCACCACAUACGCCUUUGACGCUCUCUCAGUCCCCACGUUCCCCUUCGCCGAGUACAACAACUCCCGCACCCUCACUAUUGCUCACACCAACGGCUUCCAUCGGCUGUCUGUAUCAUUCUGCAAAUGCACAGGCCAUAAGACCGAAGACAUACAGCUUCUGGAGAUGGGAUACUAUCCCGGCUCUCAGAACCGCCCACGCUCCGCCUUCACGUUUCAAUGCCUCGAUGGCUUCCUCACCGAGAAUCGAGUUUGCAAAACCUCGCCGUUCAGCUUCCACUCAAAACUCUGCCACAUGACCAAUGAGAACGCGCCACAUUGGGUGCCUAUGGCAUACAAGGCGCUUCUGCGCACUUCUCGCCAAUGGCGCAAUCUUCAACACAUUCUACGGUCUGGAUUUGCUCAUCGCAAAGAGCCUGCCGGACCAGGAGAUAUGGCAAUCAAGUGCCCGGCCUGUCCACGACCAGGCGUGAAUUUGCCAGAUGGUUGGGAACGUGACAAGACACAUCCGUAUAAAUACAUGCCUUCUUUCGUCCUAGAUGGGGAUUUCACCGUUCAAGGCCGGCUCUUGACUAACCCAGAAAACAGUUUGCCCUUUGCUGAUGGGGAAAUGUUUUCGGUUGCGGACGGACCGUUUCAAGAGCACCUCGAAAAAGAGAGGAACGAACCCCCAACGUGCAAUGCCCACCGUGCAGUGCUCGGCGCGAACUCAUUCCCUGGACUCCUCUUAUUUCUGGUGAUAUACGACGUCGCCUGCCAAUAUUACAUCAACCUUCGCAAGCGUUUUGCCAGGAGACAGAGCUACAUGCCCCUUCCCUCUGGCCUGUUGCUUCUGUUCGGAAUUGGCCAUCCCUUCCAUAUGGGGUUUUUCCUGAUGAUCCACGGGCAUCGGGCGCAGUGCUUCUCCAGGUUUUCCCCCAACUUUGUGACUGGCGCUGGCAUGCAAGAUGGCGAGGUGAUCGACGACCACAUGCAAUACUCAAAUUGGCUCAAGCUUAUCAGAAUGGGUGUGUCCCUUUUAUUUCGCCCUUAA